Gekko japonicus is the source of this 762-nucleotide messenger RNA. RefSeq names its product FtsJ RNA methyltransferase homolog 2 (E. coli) (gene MRM2). Gene Ontology annotation, cellular component: mitochondrion. Gene Ontology annotation, molecular function: rRNA (uridine-2'-O-ribose)-methyltransferase activity. Gene Ontology annotation, biological process: RNA methylation. NCBI's taxonomy places the organism in Eukaryota, Metazoa, Chordata, Lepidosauria, Squamata, Gekkonidae. Bases 37 to 762 code for a protein of 241 amino acids. The record is from RefSeq and is a predicted model, not a curated record. The transcript has 3 exons.
AUCGCGUUCCCGGAAGUGGCGGCCGGCCUUGGGGCAAUGAGUCGGUGUUGCAAGCUACCGAGCCUUUGGCUUCAGUGCUCACGAAUCCACUCUGCAUCGCGAUGCCUGAAAAGCAAAACGGGGGCCGAGCACCGUUGGCUGGAGCGGCACUUCAAGGACCCGUUCGUAAAGGAAGCCAAGAAGCAGAGCUAUCGCUGCCGGAGCGCCUUCAAGCUGCUGGAAAUGGAUGACAAGCGCAGCAUCCUUCGCCCCGGCCUUUGUGUGUUAGAUUGCGGCACGGCCCCCGGCGCUUGGGCUCAGGUGGCAGUCCAGAGAGUCAAUGCUGCGGGAUCGGAUCGAGAUGCCCCUGUCGGCUUUGUUCUUGGGGUUGACCUUCUUCACGUCUUCCCUCUGGAAGGAGCUGUCUUCCUGCCUCAUUCUGACAUCACGGACCCGGACACUCAAAAUAAGAUCCAGGAAGUCCUUCCCAAGGGCAAAGUGGACGUCAUCCUGAAUGACAUGGCGCCCAAUGCCACGGGGAUUCGGGAUAUCGAUCACCAGCGGCUGAUCGGCCUGUGCUUGUCUGUUGCUGAUCUGGCCCGGCACGUUUUGGUGCCCGGCGGGACCAUGCUUUGUAAGUUAUGGGACGGUUCGGAAAGCCAUCGCCUUCAGAAGAGAUUGAUGCAAGACUUUGCGGAAGUGAGAACAUUAAAGCCCCAAGCCAGUAGGAUGGACUCAUCCGAGAAGUAUUACCUGGCAAAAUCGUACAGGCUGCAGCGUUAA